This is a messenger RNA of Nicotiana attenuata, 1297 nucleotides long. RefSeq lists its product as uncharacterized. The transcript has 5 exons. The record is from RefSeq and is a predicted model, not a curated record. Lineage: Eukaryota; Viridiplantae; Streptophyta; Magnoliopsida; Solanales; Solanaceae. Bases 302 to 1042 code for a protein of 246 amino acids.
UACGUCGAAAUUUUUAAAGAAAGAAACCCAACACAUCCGGGAAAUCGGCUUUCCUUGCUCUGGGUCUGGGCUGGCCCCUUUUUCCCAUAACUGGCUUCAUUGCAAUUGCAAUUCCAAAAGGCAACAAGAUUCUUACUUCUUCACUGAUCCAAUGAAAGCACAAUCAAUAGUAGGAACUGUCAUCGCUUUGUAGAAGCGAAAUUCGAACGCUUUUGCGGGGUUUUCAAUGUAGAACCCAUUGCCCGCGACGAUCAUUAAUCUUCUACUACUACUCCUUUUUUCCUUAAUUUUGUUUGGGUAUAUGAUGCUUUGUUCUGCAUUUAGAACUCAGAUACAGACGUGGCUUCGUGAUUAUGACAGGAUUCAAUCCUUUGCUGUUAUUCUCAUCUAUGUUCAGAUUGGUUGUGCGAUGAUUGGAUCUCUUGGGGCAUUCUACAACGGCGUUUCACUAAUCAAUUUAGGGAUUGGGUUAUUCGCAUUGGUGGCUAUUGAGAGUAGCAGUCAGAGUCUUGGUAGAACUUACGCUCUCCUUCUCUUCUGUGCCAUCUUACUCGACGUUUGUUGGUUCUUUCUUUUCGCAUCCGAAAUCUGGAAUAUUUCGUCUACAAUUUAUGGAACCUUUGUUAUCUUCUCGGUGAAACUCACUCUCUCCAUGCAAAUUAUCGGAUUUUGUGUGAGAUUAUCAUCUUCACUAUUGUGGAUUCAAAUGUAUAGGCUGGGUGUUUCUUAUAUAGAGAGUUCAGUUCCCCGAGAAGCAGAUGUUGAUAUGAGAAACAGUUUUCUCAAUCCUGCAACUCCCUUAACUAGACAGCCAUCCAAUUCUGAUGAUGCUCUAGGUGGUUCUGUAUACGAUCCUGCAUAUUAUUCCUCCUUGUUCGAAGACGGUAAAGACGAAACAUAUUUUUGCAGGGGUAGUCCAAAUAAUGGCAUUGUGAUUGGAUCACCUUCUACGGCGAAAGCAAUUCAAUUUAAGCCAUCAAUAAGCAGAUCUAUCCGCAUCACCGACGACGAGAAUGCUGCAAGAAGUCCCCAUCAUGUCUGAAAUUGGUUGUUUUUCGAUGAGCAUUUGGGAAACAUCCAUUCUCCAUUUUUUAUCUGGAGAUUUAGUUUAUGCACUUGAUCCAGCAGGUUUGUGUAUGGUAGUGAGUUCUGUACAGUCACCAAAUGGUAGUAUUCUUUUCCAGGAUAAAUACAAAUGAUAAACCUUGUCUUUUUGUUGUCAUGUAAAGAUAAUCAUGUAAGUUCCCAUAUUUUGGCAAUGCAAUUUUACACCUUUCAAGUAAAAGCGUUUUGAAGA